Girardinichthys multiradiatus is the source of this 1533-nucleotide messenger RNA. RefSeq names its product cyclin-dependent kinase inhibitor 1A (gene cdkn1a). NCBI's taxonomy places the organism in Eukaryota, Metazoa, Chordata, Actinopteri, Cyprinodontiformes, Goodeidae. Gene Ontology annotation, biological process: signal transduction by p53 class mediator; regulation of mitotic cell cycle. The record is from RefSeq and is a predicted model, not a curated record. The transcript has 3 exons. Gene Ontology annotation, molecular function: cyclin-dependent protein serine/threonine kinase inhibitor activity. Bases 117 to 617 code for a protein of 166 amino acids. Gene Ontology annotation, cellular component: nucleus.
GUACCAGAGAUAGAGAGAGGAGGGCUCAGUGAGUCACUGACUACUCCCUGCCUUAUAAAAAUAGCUCUGCAGACAGACUGCUUCUUCACUCAGGAGGUGUUAAACAAGGAAGGAAGAUGUGUGGAGUCAUGGCUUCUCACAAGCUGAUGCUGAGUUCUCUGGGGGGGAACAGACCUGUCCGACGGAACCUAUUCGGCCCUGUGGAUCAAGACCAGCUGUGGAUAGAGUUCCAGGCCAUACUUCGUAAAGACCUGGACGAUAUGUCAAAACGAUGGGGCUUCGACUUCAAGUCGGACAAGCCUCUGGAGAGCAGCGACUUCAAGUGGACGAGCAUCCCAGAAACCAGGGUCCCGCUGCACUACAGGUCCUGCAUGCUGGCGGUUGGACAGUCGGAGGGCUUGAGGCUGGCAGACAGAGUGGUUCUGACCAAAACAGUAAGGAUAAAGAAAGAGAACAUCCCUCAGAUGCCAGAGAAAUGUGCAAUAGAGCUGGAGGGCCUGGAAAGAACAUCGGAGAAGGGAGACAAAGCCGGGCUGAAGAGGAAACAGACGAAUAUAACAGACUUCUAUCAGGCCAAGAGAAGAGUUGUGGGGAUGCCGACGAAAUCUGGGGAGUGAUAUUCACAGAAACGCUGCCAAAACUACAAGAAACCACAUAGACAGCACCUGAUUCAGGAAUCAUAUAUUCCACACAGACUUUAGCAAUGAAUCAUCUGAACAAAAACCCAGAGGAGAACUCAUCUGCACAUCACUGCUACAGUAUAUGAUAAUUAGUGUACUGUAUGGGAGGGGGUUGGUUUGUUUUUCCCCAGUGGUAAGAUGGGGACAUUUGAGCAGAAAAGAUUAACAGUAAUCCCUGGAAUCAGUGGAUUUAUACUCAUUUGGAUCAAGGGCUCGGCAAAGUGCUGACAGACAUUUGCUGCAGUUGUCCAUCCUACAGCUUGUUCAGAAAUCUCAGCUUCGCGGUAACUCUCUACCUCUCACAGGAAAGAAGAAAUUAUGGUGUUUUACGAGGCACUGCAAAUCCAGAGCCCUUGGUGCACCUCGUGGUCUUGGUAUGUUUAAGCUCCAUAAAGGACAAUCAGAAGAAAGUGUUCCUGGACACAGAUGUAUUAUUUGCUGAGCUAAGCCACCCACUUCAUUGUUUUUUGUUUCGAAGCAGAGCGCAGUUUAUCAAAUAAAGUGUGUUCCUUUUGAUAUUUUUUUUUUCCUGAAAUUUAUCUCUGUUCAGGCUAAUCUUGCUGCUAUGGAUAAUCUGAAUGGGUCGCAGACAAGGGCCUGUAAUUCUAAUCCUUUACAUACUGACAGCUUUGAAAUGUCCACCGCUGCAAAUCAGAGGUGAAAAAAACCUGUCCCAAACAAUUAAUGUCCUUCUGUUAAUAGAUGCUUGUGCACAGGAUCUAUAGAUGCAUUGUUUCUGUUAAAAGCUGCAAUAAUGUAUAUCCUUUAUUUAUUGAGAGAUUAUGUUUCAAGUGUCAAUAUAGAUUGUGUCUAAUAAUCACAUUUCUAAACCUGAAUAAAUGUUUCAAAUAUA